ACACCGAAAAAGCCGCUGGCCUUCCGUCUCCAAUUUUCUCUCUCAUGUUCUUUUCUGGAAAGAAAUUUCUUUGAAUGUUCAAAAAUUGUACGGACUAGAAGUUUCUCCAAGGGGACGAGGGAAAGGGGAAAACUCACAAUCGCAAACCCUAGAAUCCCUGCUUCGCACGGGUUUGCUGAUCGUAGAAAAGCUGUCUCCUGUUACUGCACACACUUUGCAUCAAUUUGUACGCAAACGUGUAAUAGUUGUACCUGGCGCGUUCCAUUGUACUCGAGAGGGUUUUAUGCUGAAAAAGUUGCACUGACUGCUGAGGUGUCAUAAUUAAUCAUGGUUGCAACUGCUGCUUGUGCUGCAUUUUCCCCUAUUGACAAUCCACGCCCCAAAUCUGAUGCAAAAACAUCUGGAAAGCAGCUUGGAGGAACUGCGCCUGCAAGUAUAGAUGCACGGGGCUUGAAGUCAAAAUCCUCUCCUUCUGGAAACAUGCAAGUGAAGGCCAACACACAAGCACCUCCCAAAGUACACCGAUCCAAGACAGGUGUCAUGGACAAGACUGAUGAUGAGGUGAUUUCAUCAUCUUCACCAAGGACCUUUAUCAAUCAGUUGCCUGACUGGAGCAUGCUUCUUGCUGCCAUAACAACAAUUUUCUUGGCUGCUGAAAAGCAGUGGAUGAUGCUUGAUUGGAAGCCAAAGCGUUCUGAUUCAUUUAUUGAUUCAUUUGGAUUGGGAGGUUUUGUGCAACAAGAUGGUUCUCUUUUUCGCCAAAAUUUCAGUAUCAGGUCCUACGAAAUUGGAGCUGAUAGAACUGCAUCUAUAGAAACAAUGAUGAAUCAUUUGCAGGAAACUGCACUAAAUCACGCAAAGAGUGCAGGUCUCCUGAGUGGUGGGUUUGGUUCAACUCCAGAAAUGUGCAAGAAAAAUUUAAUUUGGGUUGUCAGUAAAAUGCAGGUUGUGGUGGAUCGCUAUCCUACUUGGGGUGAUGUUGUUCAAGUAGACACAUGGAUAGCUGCAUCAGGAAAGAAUGGAAUGCGGCGUGAUUGGGUUAUACACGAUAGUAAUACUGGGGACAUGUUAAUGAGAGCUUCCAGCCUUUGGGUAAUGAUGAAUAAAGAGACAAGGAAAUUAGCAAAAAUGGAUGAUGAGGUUCGAGCUGAAAUCGGAAGCUAUUUUGUGGAUGUGCCUCCUGUUAUUGAUGAAGACGGUAAGAGGCUUCCAAAGCUUGAUGAUGAGAGAGCAGACUAUGUUCGCACUGGGUUAACUCCAAAGUGGACUGAUUUAGAUGUGAACCAGCAUGUUAAUAAUGUGAAAUAUAUUGCCUGGAUUCUUGAGAGUGCCCCUUUGCCAAUCUUGGAGAGUCACGAGCUCGCUUCCAUGACGUUGGAGUACAGGCGGGAAUGCAGGAAGGACAGCACGGUGCAAUCCCUCACGUCUAUUUUGGGCAACGACAUUGGCAAUCUGGCCGGCUCUGGGUCCAUCGAGUGCCAGCAUUUGCUUCGCCUCGAGGGCGGUACUGAAAUCGUGAAGGGAAGAACCGAGUGGAGGCCAAAAUCAGCCAGCGGGUUUGGGAGCAUGGCCGAGCUCCCCACAGAAAGUGGCUAGCUCAACCCGACUCCAUGCAACAAGAAGACACAAGUCCCCUGUACAUAGAAUCAAACUACUUGUGUUCCUUAAUGUUCUCCGGCCUUAUCUUCGUAUUUUUGUUGCUGUGUUUUUUGUCAUUUGAAUACAUAGAGAGCAGUUGUAUGUAGAGCUUGCCGGUUGUUCUUUCCUCUUCCGCUGCCAUCCAAGUUCUGGUUGGUUUGCCUUCAUGGAUUACCUUGUCUUCUUUUGUGACUAUUAUAUAUUCAUUUAUUUAUUCAUUACUCCAUAUUUAUAAUGUC
Ipomoea triloba (trilobed morning glory) is the source of this 1877-nucleotide messenger RNA. Its product is annotated as palmitoyl-acyl carrier protein thioesterase, chloroplastic-like. Gene Ontology annotation, molecular function: fatty acyl-[ACP] hydrolase activity; acyl carrier activity. The record is from RefSeq and is a predicted model, not a curated record. Gene Ontology annotation, biological process: fatty acid biosynthetic process. The coding region runs from base 328 to 1596 and encodes 422 amino acids. The transcript is spliced from 7 exons. Lineage: Eukaryota; Viridiplantae; Streptophyta; Magnoliopsida; Solanales; Convolvulaceae.